Molecule: messenger RNA, 2148 nt
Organism: Loa loa (African eye worm)
Lineage: Eukaryota; Metazoa; Nematoda; Chromadorea; Rhabditida; Onchocercidae
Exons: 10
Coding region: 1-2148 (715 amino acids)
Source: RefSeq, a predicted model, not a curated record
AUGUAUCAUAUCAUCAUAUUUCUUCUCCUACUACUACUUCAUAAAUCGGUAUUAUCGAAGAGUGUUGAUGAAGAAGAAGAAGGAGUAAGCAAUGUACUUAAUGAUCAUUUUUAUGAUGGUAAUAAGAUUAUAUUACCACUUUCUAAAAAUGCCAGUAUUCAAUUGUUAAAUCAUUGGAUUCAACAAGCUGCUAGUGGUUUUAUAGCUGCUUUUGCAAGUAAAAGGAUGAAAAUGUUUAAACAUCAAAAUGAUGAAAAAUUUUAUCAUUGUUCUAAAGAAGCAAAUUCGAUUACAAAACAUGCAAAAUGUGCUGUGGAUUUGUUAAUGUUAGAGAAGAUGAAACAAAUUAAAAUUCGUAAAUUCGGAAAUGUAAAACGAAAAUACGAAAUGCUCAAAUAUUUUCCAAUUCGAAAAAUUAACGCACGUAAGCCAGAUGCUAAAAUUGACCGAAAUCGGAAAUAUAUGUCAAAGGCUAAUGAUUAUUGGAUAGGUAAAUUUCGCAUUGCUCGACAGAAACGAGCAGUGGAGAAGACGAAAUGGAAAAUAAAAAGAAUUAAUAAAAAAUCAUAUCAUUUAUUAACUGAUAAAGAUACAAAAACAACUUUUGGAAUGAUUAUAAGUGGAGUGAAAAAAAUUCUUCAAAAAUUAAAACGUCAAAAGACUUCCAAAACAUGGUCAACAACAAUAGCUGAAAUACAACAUUUAGCUAUGCAAAUGAAGGAACGAGAGGAAUUAUUAAAAAUGUUUGAAAUUAAAGCCCAAAAUAAUGGUAUUAAAAUUUCACACGUCUUAAAAAUAUUAAUCGAUCCAAGGAGGAAGAUGAAAUUACGACCUAAUCGUACGCAAUUAUUAGCAAAAUCAUUUUCAACAUUACUUCGUAAUGGUGCAAUGCUUGCAAUUGCAAUGUCAAAUAAAAGCAUUUCAAAUAUGCAUAAUAAAACAAUUCGCAUAGCAUCACCAAGAUUUUUUUCAAUUUUACCAGAUGAUAAUAAACAAAAUACCGUAAAUUUACUAUCACCAUCAAUUUUAAGUUUGCAUAAUGAGGGUGAUAGUAUGGAGCGUAAAUUGAGCAUAUCAGGAUUACUUGGUGCAUUCAAAUUGAUGAAUGAAUAUGAUCAAAAUGAAUUACUUGAAUUAAUUACUGAAGCAUCUGGACUUACUGAUGCUAUACAACAAAUUCAUGAAAAACUUGAAAUGGAAAAUAAUAACAUACGUCAUGCCAAAGGUAUUAAUGGGCAACCAUUAUAUUUUACAAAACAAAAUGUUAGCGAAUUAUAUGGCGAAAUAGAACGCAAUAAAGUGGAUAUAUUUGAGAGGCUUUACAAAACAUUAAGCAAACAACAAAUUGGUGAAAUAAAUGUUACCGGUUAUGCAGUAUUAAGCAAAAGGCAGCUAAAACUUAUUUAUGGUCAACGAUCACCGUAUUAUCAUCCAAUUGCUUUAAAAAAACUUAAAUCACUGGAAAAUGAUUUAAAAAAAUUAGCAAAAUCAGAAAAUUUUGGUUUACAGACAGGUGAAUUACAUCGAAGACAAAAACGUUCUGGUAUUUCUCUAUCACCCUUCCUAUUAUCACCAUUUAUAUUAGCAGGAGGAUCAUUAUCACAACCAGUCCUACUUUCUCCAGUAGUCCUCUCUCCUGUAAUUUUAAGUCCAGCAAUUCUUGGUCCUUUUAUUUUAAGUCCUUGGAUUUUUAAUCCAGUAAUUUUAUCACCAAGAAUUCUUGCACCAUUUAUUCUUAAUCCUUUCAUUUUUUCUCCAAUAAUAUUAUCACCUGUAGCAUUACAUCCAUUUAUUUUGUCUCCUGGCAUAUUUAAUCCAGUAAUUCUAUCGCCACUAGCUUUAUCACCAUUUAUCUUAUCACCGCAAGUAGCUACACCAUUAAUACUAUCACCAAUGAUUUUAAAUCCAUUGCUGCUAAAUCCUAUGGCUUUAUCACCGCUUGUUUUUAGUCCAUUUAUAUUAUCACCACUUGUAUAUUCACCUCAAUAUUUAUUUGCCCUUGUCUUUAGCCCAUAUAUGCUUUCACCAAUAAUUGAAAGUGAAUUAAUUAAUAGCACGUGUACCGGUUCGUUGUAUGUUCGAGACGUACAACAGAUUAUCUUUUAUUAUCGUUUGGAUACCAAAUACAGUGAAGAUAUGUUCAAAUAA